Messenger RNA from Cryptococcus wingfieldii CBS 7118, 1590 nucleotides. Its product is annotated as alpha-amylase. Gene Ontology annotation, biological process: carbohydrate catabolic process. Lineage: Eukaryota; Fungi; Basidiomycota; Tremellomycetes; Tremellales; Cryptococcaceae. The transcript is spliced from 5 exons. The coding region runs from base 1 to 1590 and encodes 529 amino acids. Gene Ontology annotation, molecular function: alpha-amylase activity; calcium ion binding. The record is from RefSeq and is a predicted model, not a curated record.
AUGCUCGCCCAAGCAGCCCUCGCGCUCCUCCCCCUCCUCUCCCUCCCCGCCCUCGCCAUCGACGCUGACGCUAUGCGUUCGCGCUCCGUCUACCAAGUCAUCACAGACCGUUUCGCCCGUGCUACUGGCUCCACCGGCGCCUGUGUCGAAGCCGACCGCAGUUACUGCGGCGGUACAUGGUCUGCCAUCACCGACCAUCUCGACUACAUCCAAGGUAUGGGUUUCGACACCGUCUGGAUUUCCCCCGUCGUCGACAACAUUGGCGAUGAGACGGGCGAGGGCGAGGCGUACCACGGUUACUGGACACUCAACCCCAACUCUCUCAACUCCAACUUUGGUACCGCCGACGACCUCAGGGCGCUGAGUACGGCCCUCCAUGACAGGGGCAUGUACCUCCAGGUCGAUCUCGUUGUUAACCACGUGGCUGCUACUUCCAGCUCUACCUUCUCCCCCAGCGACUCUUACGGUCCUUUCAGCACCAACUCUACCAUCCACCCCUUCUGCUGGAUUGAAGACUACAACAACCAGACCAACGUCGAGCAAUGCUGGCUCGGUGACGACUCCGUCGCCCUUGUCGACUUGAACACUGAGGACGAGUCGGUGACUUCCUACUGGAACACUUGGGUUAGAGACCUCGUCUCCAACUAUACAAUCGACGCUAUCCGAAUUGACACUGUCAAGCACAUCCGUGUCGACUUCUGGCCCGACUUUGUCAACGCCGCUGGUGUCUUUAACCAGGGUGAAGUCCUUCUCGGUGACGCCGACUACGUGGCCAACUACCAGAACAACGGCAAUGUCAACCCGUUCAACUAUCCCGUCUACUACCCUCUCAUCUCUGCUUUCAACGGUACCAACCAAGACUUUACCUCGCUUGUCGACAUGGUUGCCACUGUCAAGAGCAACUUUAGCGACCCCACCUUGCUUGGUUCUUUCCUCGACAACCAUGACAACCCCAGGUUUGGAAGCUACCAGAGCGACACUUCGUUGAUCAAGAACGCCCAUGCUUACCCUCUCGUCACUGACGGUAUUCCUUACGUCUACUACGGUUCCGAGGCUGGGUUUGACGGUGGUGCCGACCCUCUCAACCGAGAGCCUCUCUGGACCAGCAACUACGACACCACCACCAGCAUGUACGGCUUCUUUACUGCUUUGAACGGUGCCCGUACCGCUGCGGCCAACGCCUCCAGCUCGUUCUACACCGACCAGAUGACCGUGUCCAGGCUCUCCGACACUUCCAUUCUCAUCGCCAAGCAGCCCCUCAUCUCUGUCCUCUCCAACUCUGGCGCUUCCGCCUCCAACGCCACCGUCACUGUCGACACCUCUGCCUCUGGCUGGGCUGCCUCUACCUCUAUCGUCGACACUAUCACUUGCGAGGCAUUUACCACUGACGCCAGCGGUAACCUUGAUGUCGUCAUCUACAGGGGCUUGCCCCGAGUCAUGAUUGAGAGCAGCAGCAAGGGCGCUCUGUGCGGCAGCAACUCUGUGGACAGCAGCUCGAGCAGCGACUCUGCUGCUGGUCUCACCGCGGCUGUUGGCGGCUGGGCCGUCGCUGCCGGUGUCGCUGUGGCCGGUUUGCAGGUCCUUCUGUGA